This is a messenger RNA of Cydia fagiglandana, 8272 nucleotides long. It is a transcript of the gene Rif1, whose product is annotated as telomere-associated protein RIF1. Gene Ontology annotation, cellular component: nucleus. NCBI's taxonomy places the organism in Eukaryota, Metazoa, Arthropoda, Insecta, Lepidoptera, Tortricidae. The record is from RefSeq and is a predicted model, not a curated record. The coding region runs from base 374 to 7270 and encodes 2298 amino acids. The transcript has 12 exons. Gene Ontology annotation, biological process: telomere maintenance.
UAAUUUCGUUUCAUUUGCCCACGAUCAAAUAUUUUUUGCAAUUUUGCAUUCUGAUAACAUGCGAUUCAGUAAAAAUCACAUUCUUAAGUGGUCUAAUACCUUUUGAUGUAAAGAAGUGCCACUAGUUUAACGGAUAACAUUUGUGUUUUGUUGUUUGUUUUUCUUUGGUAACCGUACAACGAUACGCCGACAGUCCGUCAUAUCGUGUCAAUUUAUGGUUAUAAUAGUUUCGUAGUUACUUGAAGAUAACGAAAUCGUGUUUAGAAACGCUAAAGCUAUUUGUAGACAUGUAUUGGAUAAAAAGUUCAGCUAUAAUGUUUCGUAUUGUACACCUAUAUCUAUAAACUUUCGUUGUUCAUAUUACAGUAACAAAAUGUUGGACAAGCAUCUCGAAAUUUUAGAGGACACUACAUUUACUCAUAGUGGAUCGCGAAAUCAACAUUUCGAGGCAAUUCUACAUGUGUUGGACAAAGGAAAUACCCCAGGUGUUCCAAAACUUGAGAGAAUAUUGACAAUAUGUGUACAUGACCUGAAAGAAGACGCGCGGCACGCAGUUUUUUGCUUGAAUAUAAUCACUAAGAUCGUGAAUAAACAUCAGACUGAACUUCCUGCAUCAAAAUUGGCAUUGUCAGCAGAGGCAGUUCUAAACUUCCUUCUAACUGCAGCGGCAUUGAACAAAGCAGAGUCGCUGCAAACUAUUAGCUUCAAUACCCUCCUUGUGUACCCUGACAAUGUGCUGGCGGAGCUGGCAUCUGAAUGCAAUGACAUUUACGAACUGUUCAACUUAUACUGCCAUCUCAAGAUGCCUGUGGAAAUCAGGUUCAAGCCUGUUAACCUAGCUCACAGAGUAAUGAUCAACUUAACUCCAGAAAAGAAAUCAACAUUUGUGAAAAAAGGCCUAGCAGUAUGGUUUUCAAGAGUGAUUCCAACUGCCAUGAACUAUUUCCAAAUACAGACCAUAGGGACCACACCCAUGGUCCUGUCUAUAAUGGAACUAUUGGAAAUGUUGACUGAAGAGCUUGCAUCAAUUGACUACAGUACUAAUCCUCAGUGGCAGACAGUUUUGGAAAAUAUUUACAGCCCAAAUGCAUAUCCAGCUCAAAUGAAAAACCUUUUAACAAGUGGCAGUGUUCUGUGGCAUAGGAUUUGGAUAAUUUUUAUCAAACUGCUCAAAGCUCAAAUAACUAUGAACAAACCUGGAGUUGGCAGCCCUAUCAACUCAAUGUUGCCAGUAGUUGAAAUGGCAUUCAAAAUGGAUAUAAAAAGCAGAUGCAGAGCAUUCGAAUGUUGGAAUGUGUUAAUUGAUAAUUUCUCUGCUGAGACAAAUGAACUAUUUGUUAACAAGAGGAUAAAAUUACUUAUUAUACCUUUGAGAUCGAACAAUGCUAAAGUUGAAGAAACUGCACUUGCCAAACUCGACACCUGGUGGCAUCUUAUAAAGCAAUACGAAGCCAGAGCAGAUGAGAGGAUGCUGUAUCCAUUUUUACACUUUUGCUUUGGAAGACAUAUUCCUGAAAAGACUGUUUUGAUACCCGGGAUGAUUUCACCGACAGUUAAAAAAAAUUGUGUUGAAACAUUUGUUGAAAUGGUUGGCCAUGUUAACUGUGAAGGCUGCAUUUCCAAACCUAGAUUAAAGGGCAAAUUAAUCAGUCCUAAAACCUUGGUAGACCACUGGAGUGACUGGAUUCAUUCACUAAAGAUGGCAAUAAAAGUAUCAGCAGAAGAAGAGGUCGGGAUCGGGAAACAGCCAAUCAUGUGUGCUUGGAAAUCAUUUGUGAUGACCAUAGCUGAAAUGCCAGAAAAUAAUAUCAGAAAAGAUCUUUUUAAUGAUCUUUUAACCAUUGCGAAACUUCUCGCACAGGAAAGCACAAGUAACAACAAGCUUGCAGACAUAGUGAACAAUAUCCUCAUAUCUUCGCUUUUCGAGGAAACCUCACUAAGGCAGCUUCUUAAAACCACGGAGUUUCAAAGCGGACCAAUACAAAUAAUUCUCUCCAUUCUAACGGACCCGACAUUUGUUGAGACUUGUAAAAAGCAUAUCAACCAGAAUUUAGUCAUAAACCUGAAGCUAAUAACCGAAUUUCUCGCCCUGGAGUGCGGCCAUUUAGAAGACAAAGCGAUAAAAUGGCUGAUUAAAGACGUGACGCCGCACGACAGCUCGCUGCAGUUGUGGACUGCCCUGGCGGAAGCAUUGCAGGACUCGAAAUCGAGGCAGGAGGGUUUGCAGCAAAUGUGCAACUUGUUGCUUUGGCCACUGCUGAACUUAGAUCAUUUCAGUAAUAUUCAGGCAGCUGCAUUAACGUGGAAUAAUAUGUACUGCGUAAUGCAUCUAACGACGGUGCAAACCGUCUGGUUCCACAUGGAGAUCGACAGAAUUCUGGCGGAAAACGUGAAUAAAGGAGCCACGGCCACUUUCUUCGUGCUAUGCGUUUUGCUUGCCGUCAUUAAGACCAAAAUAGUCACAAGGACAUGUAGUGUUUUCGGGGGCACGAACAAAACAAAGAAGUUUCAGAAGAUAUGGAAAGAUGAGGGAAUAAACAAAGAAGUCAAGAUGUUACAGGAUGUGAUGUGUAAAUACAAUGAUUAUGAUGAAAUCAAACAAGUAUUUCCUAUACUAAUUGAUACAGUGGACCUCCUAGCGACAGCUGCCACAAAUGAGCGUUUGGUCGGUGAAUAUGUCCAAGAAAUCUUUGUAAUUGGAAGGAAAGCAUUAAAUAUCAUGCUCAAACAUUUUAAGCGUGGCGAUCCUACUGGGGAGGUGCUUUUGGUAAAAGUUAUUGAUGCUUUUGAACAUCUUUUCAAAACUGAAGGUGGAAAUGAAUUCAAAAUCAUUUUAUUGGACGAGUUACUUGUGUGUCAAACUUUAUUUACAACGAUGCCUUCCAAUUUGGAUGCUGUGUUAAAACUAAUUAUGGCGGAUGAGGGCAUUAAUCAAUCAUUAAGAGCAAAAAUUAAGGCAUCUUUUGAAACUGUUGAAAUGAAAAGUAAAAAUGAAACAAAGGAAUCCAAAAAUAAAGUUUCUAAAACUGAAGGUCAGGAUGAAAACAAGUUUACAACACCUGUGCCAAAAAGCGCUAAAAAGGAUCCCAAAAAGAAAGAAGCCAGUAUUAUAAAUACGGUUGUAGAAAAUGGUGAAGAAUUUGCAGUAAUCAAAUCAAAUUGGAAAUUCAAUCCCCGAAAACUAACAGAAAAUCAAAAAGAAAAAUUUAAAAGGAAACGAGAAGAUAUUCCGGCUUUGUAUCAGGACCUAUCGCAGUCACAAGAUGAAUUUAAACUUAAAUCUUGGAAAACAGACUCUCAAGAUGCCUCUACGACAAACAGUAGAUCAGCCAGUACACCGUCUAAUGACAAUAUUUCAACAAUUAAAAACAUGCCCGGCACUGAUAUAGUGCCUAAAAUAAUUGAUAAUUUCUUCUCUGAUGCAUCUAAGGCUACAGAAAAGAACGAAAAUAAACAAACUGACAGCCCGAAACAGAGCAAAGGUGACCAAGCGAAAUCUUCUCCGGCAGUUAAAACUCCGCGAAUGGCUUUGAAAGACAGAGUAUUUCGUAAUGUUAGAAAUUUGAUUGAAAAAUCUACGCUACCGAAAGAAGGAUCACAGAGCAAAGAUCUGUUAAAUCAGACAGUUAAUCCAAACACAUGUAGUACGCCAGUUUCGAAAUUUAAAGAAACUAUAAAUGUAGUUAGCUCGGCGCCUUCAAAAAUAAAUGCUGACCGGCCUGCUCGUGUUAAGAGAAAACCUAAAAAGUUUGACGACUCGGAAAUUUACUUAGAAAAGAAAAGGCGUAACUCUACGACUCAGAAUGACUCGCAGUCAUAUGACAAAAAUGAUGCUUCAGAAGAUGCAACAAAUUUAGCAGAAAAAAAUAAUGAAGAUAUAAAUAGUACUCUCAAAGUUGCCACUGUUUCAGUGAACAACAUGGAAACGGAUACAAGUGAAGUCUGCAAAUCAGAUGCUCCUACUGAUGACCACAAAACUGCGACUACUGUAGAAAAAGUAGACACAGAAAAACACAAAUUACAUACAGAAGUUUCGUCUUCGCCCAUCGAUAAAGCAGUUCAUAAAGAUCCGGAAAGUGAAAAUGGUUCCAACGUAAAUCUUGAGGACACUGUGAAAUGUUCACAAAGCGACACAUCUAUUGAUAAAUCAAUAGAAGAAACACAGCAGCCUGAACAAAAAAAGGAUACCUCAGUUGGCAAUACCUCAACGCCAAAAAAUAUUACUAAGAGAAAAGAUUCUGACGAGACGAAGUCGACUUCCAAAAAGAAAUCGAGAAUUGAAAAAGAACUGGCUAUAGAUAUGGUUGAAGGUCAUCCAUUUUUAAAACUACAAUCAGAUAAGCGAGUGACCAGAAAAGGCUUAACAGAGUCACCAAUCAGCGGCCGUAAAAACCGUUUAGCUGAUAAACUAAAUAAGUCUAAAACUGAACCAAAGAGUACUUCGAAAACUAAAAAAGGGAUAAGCGAUACAGAUGUUCCAAAAGAAAAGUCCAGAAAAAAUGCCAGUGAGAUAGAAAAAUCGCCUGUUACAGUUUGCGAAACACAGGAUGUUAGCCCUGAUGCUACACAAGAUCUUUCUGAAGAUGUUAUAGAGAGCUCUCAAGAUACGACUACAACAAUAUCAGUUAAAUCAUUCAGAAGGUGUGCUGAUAAACCAUCUAGUAGUUCCGAAAGCAUAGAUAAGAAUGUUUUAGAGACACAAGAUUUAGUUGACAAAUCUUCUCAAGAAAUAAAUACAACUGCAGACGUCAUAAUGUCUCAAGAAAUUAAAGAUGACACCGAAUUACCUGCCAACAAGACAGAUGUCCAAGCUAAUGUUAUAAUGGAUUUAACAGAGGAAAUGGAUACGGAGCCUGUAAGCUCUGGAGAUGUAAUAAUUAUCAACGACGACGAUCCUGUAAUUGAUUUAAAUACCGAAUGUGAGCCAGGCCCAGGACCUGAUACACUUGAACUUGCAAACGCUGAUACAGAACCUACAGAUCCCUCCCAAUUUGUAAAUGACACAAAUGCAUUUGAAACUGGACAGAAUGUUAUUCAAGAUACUAAAGAUAAUGAAAAAACUGAUUUGAAAGUUGAUGAGAGUCAGCUCACUACCACAGCCGAUGACAGAACCAUAACCCUUGUUGACAUAACUCAAAAUGAAGAAACUGGCGCUUCAUCUCCCACUAUCGGCGCUGAUCAAAGAAAAAAAGAUUUCUUAAACAACACUUCAGAAAUUUCACCUAUAAAAUCCUUAAGCCCAAUUGAACCUAAGUCACCUGAAUCUGAAAAUAGCAGCGAUUUCUUAGUAAUUAAACUAUCUGGUCCGGUACAAAUGAACGGUGAACCUUUAGAAAUGAGUAAUUCACCUGAAAUAUUUACUGAAGAAAAAACUUCACCUGACAAAAGGGAUCAGUCUCCUCCUCGACCAGAGGUUACAGUUACUAACAGUAGUCCUAGUUCUUCACUGUCUCUGAAGAAAAAUCGGCCACAAGUACGUAGUGGUGGUCGUGCGGCGCAAAUGUUAGGCCUAUGCGUACCAGACAGAUUACAGACAAUAAAGCAUGUUGAAAGACCUGAGCCAGACGAACCUAAGAAAAGCAGUCCCGUAAACACUCCAGCUCGUAGAAACCUUAGAAUGUUGUAUCAAACAGCUCAAUCGGCAGACAGUGGAAGUUCUGACGAAAAAGAAGAAACAGAGAAUUUCCUGAAAUUUAAGAAAGCUUUGCCCAGUGCCGACUGUAGUCCUGCCGGUCCAAUUCUAAAAAGGAAGCUAGCUGAUAUUGCUGACGAAGCCACAGCGUCACCUGCCAACAAGAGAAAACGAGUCAGUUUUCAUGAUCCAGUGUCGACGUCAGUUGUUGUUCAAAAGUAUAUAGAGACAAGUGGAGUACGAUCACCUCAGAAUUCAGCAUUUAAACGACUCGAAAGGCAGUUACGCCACCAGUCUCCAAAAUCGCCAAAGAAAAUUGAUAGUAUUGUUAAUCUCGAGACCGUACUGACUUCAACGGCUGAAAGUUUCGGCAGUAUUGAACAUCCUAGUAAUGAUACAGAAUUGAGCUCUAUAGAUCAGACCCCUGCCGCGGAAAUAGUUAAAACUAGUGAAUUAAAUGAUUCAGAUCCUAUAUUCCCAGAUCUCAUAGAUUGUAAGGAUUCUAUUGAUAAUAUUGCUUCAGAACUAUCAUCUCCUACUAUGAAGGAAUUAUUUGUACAAGAACUUGGAGGAAAUAUUAAAACUGUCGGUGAUCUAGCCAAGUUAACCGAACUCGAAGUACAUAGAACUUGUAUCAAAACUCCUAAAGUACAAGUGGCCAUAAAAGUAUUAGAGGAUUAUGCAUCUAGAAAAAAUAAAAUAAUGAAAGCGAAUAAACUAGUAGAAACAAACAAAGAACUUACAGUGACAACAAGUGAUGGAAGACUUAGAAAAGAUGAAGUAAUGGAGGUAGAUAAAAUACUCGAAACUACUGUAAAUCCAAAUCUUACAGGAACAACGAGUGUAGGAAGUUCUGGAAAAGAUGAUUUAAUGACAGGGGCUAAAGCUAGUGAUCUAGAAAAAGUGACUGAAACUGAAGUAAUUGAAAUUGCUGACAAAACGACAUCACAAGUGACUAAAAAAUCAUCUAAAAAGGCCAAAAAAAUGGAGGCGGAACCAGUGGUUGUUCUAACAAAGGUCACUGAAAAUGAAGUUGACAGAAUCGAUGUCAAAGUUCCUAAAGCACAACUGACUAGGAAAGAUAAAAUAAUGGAAGUGGAUGAAGCAGUGAAGCCAACUGUAGAUGUAGAUCUUAGAGUGCAAACAAGUGUUGGAAUACAAACUAAUAUUAUAAUGUGCGAAACUGAAACACAGACCUCCUUGAUAUUGCAAAGGCUCUCAUCAACACAGACUGACGAAGUAAUGACGAAGCAAACAAGUUCUCAGACAAAUGAGUCAGGCAACAAAUCAACUGAAGAGAUUGUAUCAUCAUGUAUUAAAGAUAGGAAAGACUUCGUUCUUAAGUUAGAAGAACAAUUAGAAAACUCAUCAAAACUGAAACUGGCAGAAUCUCUACCCGUAAAAGACUGUACGGACUUGCUUGUGAAGAAAAUGACCGGUUCAGACGCCAAGAGUGUUUUGAACAGCGUUAUCCAGCGAGGUUGCGAACUACACGCAAACGGCCAGAGCGGAAACAAGGAAUUAUCGUAUCUGCAAAAUUACUUGUGUGACAAAUUUGAUGUUAAAGACUUGAUUUUGUUUUGCAGCCAGAUGAUGCAAAAAGUGUAUGACAAGAGUAUUGCUGAUAAAAAUGUGUGAAGUGUAAUCAGCUUCAAAAUCAUUUCCUCUUGAUUUUAUUUUGUUUGUCUCACAGUAGAAAAUGAUGCCGAUGUUAGUAAUAACUUUGUGGCAGAUUUCUUGAAUGAUUACUGUGUACGUUUUUAAAUCAACUUAAUUAAUUAACAAUACAUUUAAUUUAAUCAUAGUUAUUGUACCUCGUAGUGCAAACGUAUUCAUGUACAUAUUUUACGAUUGGACUGAAUUAGAAACUUUAGUUUUGUUUUAAGUAUCAGUGCCUUUUUGCGCUUUCGUGAUAGAUAGCAGUGUUGGCCGAAAGUUAAUGCGAAUUGAAAAUGUCGGCCAUUAACCAUUAUAAAUUGAACCUUAAACCGUAACGCACGAUUACAGUUUACGAUUCAAUUUAUAAUGGUUAAUGGCCAGCAUUUUCAAUUCGCAUUAACUUUCGGCCAACACUGAUAGAUAGUAUUGUAUGUGCCGGUUUGAUAUAACAAUUUUUGACAUACUUAAUGUACCAAUUGUUUCACUUGCCGAGUUCACUCGUGACAAUUGAGAUACUGAGAUUGUUACUAGGUAUCUAUAUAUUAUAGUUACUAUAUCGUUGGGAGACAACCAACACUUAUUACAUACUACUACUAGUUCAGAGCCAUAGUCUAGUUCAAAGCAAGGAUGAUUAUUGUUUAUUUAUAUAUAUUUUAUUGCAAUUGGUGAGUUUUGGUUUUCACCUGACAAUAUCUAUAGUUAGAUUCAGGCUAAAUACGACUUGUAAGGAAAAAUUAACCAAUUUCAAGGCUAACUAAAGUGUAUUGUUACGCUGCUUUUAGGCAGUGUAAAAAUACCGUUAAUCAAACAUACUUGUACUUGAGACAUCAAUAAUAGAAAAAUGUCAUAUCAAAUAUAAUGGUAUCUUCAGCUACUUGGCAAGCCUAAUAGAUGUCUGUGACUGACUGUUCUAGGUACAGUUAAACAUACACACAGGGGUACACUUUGGUAUACACUCGGUAUAAAUCAACUAAACACAUU